This is a messenger RNA of Orcinus orca (killer whale), 2354 nucleotides long. RefSeq names its product EYA transcriptional coactivator and phosphatase 2 (gene EYA2). Bases 6 to 1655 code for a protein of 549 amino acids. Gene Ontology annotation, molecular function: protein tyrosine phosphatase activity. Gene Ontology annotation, biological process: cell differentiation; multicellular organism development; positive regulation of DNA repair. The record is from RefSeq and is a predicted model, not a curated record. Gene Ontology annotation, cellular component: nucleus. The transcript is spliced from 14 exons. Lineage: Eukaryota; Metazoa; Chordata; Mammalia; Artiodactyla; Delphinidae.
AGGAAAUGCUAGAACUAGUGAUCUCUCCCAGCCUUACUGUAAACAGCGAUCAUCCGGGUAAACUGAAGGUUAACUGUGCCGACGCUGAUGUCUGGACUCUGAGUGACAUAGAAGGCAUCACUACAUCGGCUCUGAGUGUGUCCCAGCUCUUUGCAAGACCUUGCCCACGUGUCCUGCACAGCCAGCAUCCCACUGCCAUGGCAGCCUACGGCCAGACUCAGUACAGUGCGGGGAUCCAGCAGGCCACCCCCUACACAGCUUACCCACCUCCAGCACAAGCCUAUGGAAUCCCUUCUUACAGCAUCAAGACAGAAGACAGCUUGAACCAUUCCCCUGGCCAGAGUGGAUUCCUCAGCUAUGGCUCCAGCUUCAGCACCGCCCCCACUGGACAGAGCCCGUACACCUACCAGAUGCACGGCACAGCAGGGAUCUAUCAAGGAGCAAAUGGACUGACCAACGCAGCUGGCUUUGGAACUGUGCACCAGGACUAUCCUUCCUACCCCGGCUUCCCACAGAGCCAGUACUCCCAGUAUUACAGCUCGUCCUACAGCCCUCCUUACGUCCCGGCCGGCAGCAUCUGCUCCUCUCCCCUCUCCACGUCCACCUACGUCCUGCAGGAGGAACCUCACAACGUCCCCAGCCAGAGUUCUGAGUCGCUUGGCGGUGAAUAUAACACGCACAAUGGACCUUCCACGCCAGCCAAAGAGGGAGACACAGACAGGCCGCACCGGGCCUCUGACGGGAAGCUCCGAGGCCGGUCUAAGCGGAGCAGUGACCCCUCCCCAGCAGGCGACAAUGAGAUUGAGCGUGUGUUCGUGUGGGACUUGGAUGAGACAAUAAUUAUUUUUCACUCCUUACUCACGGGGACUUUUGCCUCCAGAUACGGGAAGGACACCACGGCGUCCGUGCGCAUCGGCCUCAUGAUGGAAGAAAUGAUCUUCAACCUCGCAGAUACACAUCUGUUCUUCAAUGACCUGGAGGACUGUGACCAGAUCCACGUGGACGAUGUCUCAUCCGAUGACAAUGGGCAAGAUUUAAGCACCUACAACUUCUCCGCUGAUGGCUUCCACAGUUCGGCCCCGGGGGCCAGCUUGUGCCUGGGCUCUGGUGUGCACGGCGGCGUGGACUGGAUGAGGAAGCUGGCCUUCCGCUACCGGCGAGUGAAGGAGAUGUACAACACCUACAAGAACAACGUCGGCGGCUUGAUAGGAGCUCCCAAAAGAGAGACAUGGCUACAGCUCAGAGCCGAGCUGGAAGCCCUGACGGACCUCUGGCUGACCCACUCCCUGAAGGCACUAAACCUCAUCAAUUCCCGGCCCAAUUGUGUCAACGUGCUGGUCACCACCACUCAACUAAUUCCUGCCCUGGCCAAAGUCCUGCUGUAUGGCCUGGGCUCCGUGUUUCCUAUCGAGAACAUCUACAGUGCAACCAAGACAGGGAAGGAGAGCUGCUUUGAGAGGAUAAUGCAGAGAUUCGGCAGAAAAGCCGUCUACAUCGUGAUUGGCGAUGGCGUGGAAGAGGAGCAGGGGGCGAAAAAGGUAUAUUCUCUCCGUCCGUCUCUCCGGCUGCUCUUUCCUCCUCUCUUGAGCCUGUCUCCUUCCCAGGCUCUUUGCUCGCCCGUCCCCUGCCAUUUGGAAAUCGCAGAAGCAUCCUGAGUAAUUUCCUGCAAAUCCCCCUCCGGGCCUUUGGCUGCCACCCCGGUAGCCCUGCAUUGUUUCUGGGACAACUGCUCGGGAGCCCAGAGACCCUCUGUCAGGGCAGGCUGGCCGGGGGGCUGGUGCCUGUUUUAUUUAAUGCUUACUGAUCAUAUGUUCCAGGAACCCUUCCCAGUUAAUAAAGACAGCAUUAAGCUAAUGAAAAAGAAAAUCCUGCAUUUGUGAUCUCAGGCCCAUGAGGAGAGGGGCAGGGGGCUUCUGGUGGCCACAGCUCUGUUCCAAAACCCUGGAUCUGGACCUGUCAACAGCAUCCCAGAGAGCCUGCCACUCCCCACCCGGAGAGGCCUGGGAAGCAGAUGGUUAAUGUCACAGAGCGUAAUUUGGUUUCCCCCUUCCCGCCCCAGAAACAGAUUCAAAAGAAAUGCAAAAACGUUUAGGGGUCUCAGCGGAUGGAACUCAUGAGAAGACAGAGGGCCCCGAGAGAGGGGUGCUUAGAAGGCUUUGCAUCUACUGUUCCAUCCACCUGGAAGGCUCCUCUGCUUUCCCAGCUCUCCCGGGCUCAUCCUUUCCGCCUCAGCAACACUUGCACCAGCUCCCACUCCAGCUCAGUCAGGCCUGCCUGCGACUCCCUCCCCCCGCUGUCCCUAGUCCUUCUCCAGGGCCUUAUCCCCUCCUGUCAUGAGAGAAUUACCUGUGUGC